AUGACCGUCGAAUAUAUCGCAAAGGCGGAGUCCAUGCGCCCUCGGGUCCUAGGGAUAUCGUCUCAGAACUCUACUAAGUUGCUGAAAGCCACCCGCUUUUUCUUUGCUAUCGUCAAGGCGCAGAAGGAGCACCGCCUAUACGAAUUCUUCAACAAGUGCCUUGAGCACGGCAACCCAUCGUCGCCAAACUGCGUCGAGAGCAACCUCUUUGGCUCAUUCCGGGUGAUUCAAACUCGCGAGCCCGAGCACCUUAAGGCCGUCCUGACCGGGAAGUUCGCAGACUUUGGUAAGGGCGAGCUUUUCCACGAGCUUUGGAUCCCGUUUCUGGGAGAUAGCAUCUUUACGACUGAUGGCAAAGAGUGGCAGGGAAGCCGUAAUCUUAUUCGGCCGAUGUUCAUCAAAGACCGGAUCAGCGAUCUUGAUAUCUUCGAACGCAAGGUCCAGACUAUGCUGAACUUAUACAGCCCUUCUGGUCAGCCAACCGACGUUAUGGACCUAUUCUACCGGAUGACUCUGGAUGCCAUUACUGAAUUCCUUCUUGGAAAGAGCAUCGACAGUCUCGAAAACCCACAGGCCGACUUCGCCUUGGCCUUUGCAGAAGUACAACGCAUCCAAACAAUGCUAACAAUGAUCGGCCCAGUUCAGCGUUUCUAUCCACGCGGAAAGUACAACGAAGGUCUCAAGGUAAUCAACGACUUUGUCUGGCCAUUCGUGCACGAAACCCUGAGCCUCCAGGCCCACGAAGUAGAAAAAGGCCCAGAGAAGUCCUUCACCUUCCUACACGCCCUAGCAAACUACACCCGCAACCCCAAGACCAUCCGCGACCAAGUCGUCUCAGUCCUCCUCGCGGGCCGCGACACCACGGCCGCAACGCUCUCCUGGACCUUCUACGAACUCUCCCACUACCCAGCGAUCUACGCAAAACUCCGCGCCGAGGUCCUCGACAAAGUCGGCCCGUCUCGCGCACCCACAUACGACGACCUAAAGAACAUGCCCUACCUCCGCCACACAAUCAACGAGGCCCUGCGCCUCUACCCAGCCGUCCCUUAUAACAUCCGCUUCGCGCUCGCAGAUACAUCCCUCCCGACAGGCGGCGGCCCCGACGGCGACCUCCCCAUUACAGUCCUGAAGGGCGACGCGGUAGCCUACUCGACGUAUGCGAUGCAGCGCCGCGCAGACCUGUAUCCGCCUGUGUCUGAAAGCUUCGCGGACCCUGGCGUGUUCUCGCCGGAGAGGUGGGAGAGGUGGUCGCCGAGGCCGUGGCACUAUAUACCGUUCAAUGGGGGGCCGCGGAUCUGUAUCGGGCAGAACUUUGCGCUGGCGGAAAUGGGGUAUACGAUUGUGCGGAUUGUGCAGCGGUUUGGGCGGAUUGAGUAUGUGGGUGAUUGGGAAGAGCAGUUUCAUAAAUCUGAGAUUGUGGGCACGCCGGGGAUGGGUGUUAAAUUGCGGAUGUAUGAGCUGUAG
This is a messenger RNA of Aspergillus puulaauensis, 1464 nucleotides long. Its product is annotated as cytochrome P450. The transcript is spliced from 3 exons. The coding region runs from base 1 to 1464 and encodes 487 amino acids. NCBI's taxonomy places the organism in Eukaryota, Fungi, Ascomycota, Eurotiomycetes, Eurotiales, Aspergillaceae. The record is from RefSeq and is a predicted model, not a curated record. Gene Ontology annotation, molecular function: iron ion binding; monooxygenase activity; heme binding.